Messenger RNA from Podospora anserina S mat+, 6861 nucleotides. RefSeq lists its product as uncharacterized. The coding region runs from base 1 to 6861 and encodes 2286 amino acids. Gene Ontology annotation, molecular function: acetyl-CoA carboxylase activity; ATP binding; metal ion binding. NCBI's taxonomy places the organism in Eukaryota, Fungi, Ascomycota, Sordariomycetes, Sordariales, Podosporaceae. Gene Ontology annotation, biological process: fatty acid biosynthetic process. The transcript is spliced from 3 exons. The record is from RefSeq and is a predicted model, not a curated record.
AUGGGAGACACACCACGGAACGGCGUUAUAGUGCCCAAGUCCAACGGCAAGGCUUCGUAUGCCGAGAAGCACAAAAUCGCCUCCCACUUCAUUGGCGGCAACCGGCUGGAAAAUGCCCCGCCGUCCAAGGUGAAGGACUUUGUCGCUAACCACGACGGUCACACCGUCAUUACAAAUGUAUUGAUCGCCAACAACGGUAUCGCCGCCGUCAAGGAGAUCAGAUCAGUGCGAAAAUGGGCCUACGAGACGUUUGGCGACGAGCGGGCCAUCAAGUUCACCGUGAUGGCCACGCCAGAAGAUUUGCAAGCAAACGCCGACUACAUCCGUAUGGCUGACCAUUACGUUGAGGUUCCCGGCGGCACAAACAACCACAACUAUGCCAAUGUCGAGCUUAUUGUUGACAUUGCGGAGCGUAUGGACGUACACGCCGUGUGGGCAGGCUGGGGUCACGCUUCGGAAAACCCCAAGCUUCCAGAGUCCCUCGCCGCGUCACCAAAGAAGAUUGUGUUCAUCGGUCCUCCGGGCUCUGCCAUGCGCUCGCUCGGUGACAAGAUCUCUUCCACCAUUGUAGCUCAGCACGCCGAUGUGCCAUGUAUUCCAUGGUCUGGUACUGGCGUUUCCCAAGUGAGUGUGGACGAGGAUGGCAUCGUCACAGUUCCAGAUGAUGUCUACCUCAAGGGCUGCGUGAGCUCGUGGCAAGAGGGCUUGGAGAAGGCGAAGGAGAUUGGUUUCCCAGUAAUGGUCAAGGCCUCUGAGGGUGGUGGUGGUAAGGGUAUUCGCAAGGUCGUCAACGAGGAGACCUUCGAGGAGCUUUACAAGGCGGCGGCGAGCGAGAUCCCCGGCUCUCCCAUUUUCGUCAUGAAGUUGGCCGACAGUGCGAGACAUUUGGAGGUUCAAUUGCUUGCUGAUCAGUACGGCAACAACAUUUCGCUGUUUGGCAGAGAUUGCUCGGUCCAACGCAGACAUCAAAAGAUUAUCGAAGAGGCCCCCGUCACCAUUGCCAAGCCAAACACGUUCAAGGCCAUGGAGGAGGCUGCCGUUCGCCUCGGCAAGCUUGUCGGUUACGUUUCCGCCGGUACCGUCGAGUAUUUGUACUCCCAUGCCGAUGACAAGUUCUACUUCUUGGAGUUGAACCCUCGUCUCCAGGUCGAGCAUCCUACGACCGAAAUGGUCAGCGGUGUUAACCUCCCCGCUGCCCAGCUGCAGAUCGCCAUGGGUCUCCCACUUCACCGGAUUCAGGACAUCCGUUUGCUGUAUGGUGUGGAUCCCAAGACGGCUACCGAGAUCGACUUCCAGUUUGCGAACCCUGAAAGUGAAAAGACCCAGCGUAGGCCAACGCCCAAGGGCCACACCACGGCCUGCCGUAUCACCUCCGAGGAUCCCGGUGAGGGCUUCAAGCCAUCCAACGGUGUGCUCCACGACUUGAACUUCCGCUCCAGCUCCAACGUCUGGGGUUACUUCUCUGUCGGUUCCGCUGGUGGUAUUCACAGCUUCUCCGACUCUCAGUUCGGUCACAUUUUCGCCUACGGCGAGAACCGUGCUGCCUCCAGAAAGCACAUGGUUGUGGCCCUGAAGGAGCUGAGCAUCCGUGGUGACUUCCGUACUACUGUCGAGUACCUCAUCAAGCUUCUCGAGACCGAGGCUUUCGAGGACAACACCAUCACCACCGGCUGGCUUGAUGAGUUGAUUUCCAAGAAGCUCACUGCCGAGAGACCUGACCCUAUGCUCGCUGUUGUCUGCGGUGCUGUCACCAAGGCUCACAUUGCCAGCGAGAACUGCAUUGCCGAAUACAGAGCCGGUCUAGAGAAGGGCCAAGUCCCCUCCAAGGACAUUCUCAAGACUGUCUUCCCUGUGGACUUCAUCUAUGAGGGCUACCGGUACAAGUUCACCGUCAGUCGUUCCAGCUCUGACAGCUACCACCUCUUCAUCAACGGUUCCAAGUGCACAGUCGGUGUUCGCGCUCUCAGCGACGGUGGUCUCCUGGUCCUCCUCGAUGGGCGCAGUCACAACGUGUACUGGAAGGAAGAGGCCGCCGCCACUCGCAUCUCAGUCGACAGCAAGACCUGCCUGCUGGAGCAGGAGAACGAUCCCACCCAGCUCCGCACGCCAUCUCCCGGUAAGCUCGUGAAGUACUCUGUGGAGAACGGUGCCCACGUGCGCGCUGGCCAGACCUUUGCCGAAGUUGAGGUCAUGAAGAUGUACAUGCCCCUCAUCGCGCAGGAGGACGGUAUUGUGCAGCUCAUCAAGCAGCCCGGAGCUACCCUCGAGGCUGGUGACAUUCUCGGUAUCUUGGCUCUUGAUGACCCCAGCCGCGUCAAGCAAGCUCAGUCGUUCAUCGGCCAGCUUCCCGAGUAUGGCCCUCCUGUGGUGGUUGGUAACAAGCCCGCCCAGAAGUUCACCCUUCUCUUCAACACCCUCAAGAACAUCCUCAUGGGUUUCGACAACCAGGUGAUCAUGCUGCAGACCCUGAAGGGGCUUAUUGAGGUGCUCCGCGACCCCAAGCUCCCCUACAGCGAGUUCUCGGCUCAGUUCUCUGCUCUCCAUGCCCGCAUGCCCCAGAAGCUCGACGCUCAGUUCAGCUCUGUUCUCGAACGUGCGUCCUCGCGUGGCGCCGAGUUCCCUGCUCGCAACCUGGCCAAGGUCUUCCAGAAGUUCCUUGACGACAACGUCACCUCCAAGAGCGACGCGGACGUCCUCAAGACCACUCUUCAGCCUUUGACCGACGUGCUCGACAUGUAUGCCGAAGGUCAGAAGGUGCGUGAGUUGACCGUUAUUACUGAGCUCCUGAACAUGUACGCCGAGGUCGAGCGCCUUUUCUCUGGCCGCCGGUCUCAGGACGAGGAAGUCAUCUUGCAGCUUCGUGACCAGAACAAGGAGGACACCUCCAAGGUUGUGCAGACUGUGCUGUCGCAUACCAGAGUCGCGGCCAAGAACUCGCUGGUUCUCGCCAUUCUGGAGGAGUACCGUCCCAACAAGCCCAAUGUUGGCAACGUUGGCAAGUACCUUCGCCCAGUGCUUCGCAAGAUGGCCGAGCUCGAGUCCCGCCAAACUGCUAAGGUCUCGUUGAAGGCUCGUGAGAUUCUCAUCCAGUGUGCUCUUCCGUCUCUCGAGGAGAGAACCGCCCAGAUGGAGCACAUUUUGCGCUCCUCUGUUGUUGAGUCCCGCUACGGCGAGACCGGCUGGGACCACCGGGAGCCUAACCUUGAGGUCAUCAAGGAGGUCGUCGACUCCAAGUACACUGUCUUCGAUGUCCUGACAUUGUUCUUCGCUCACGAGGAUCCCUGGGUUUCUCUGGCUGCUUUGGAGGUUUACGUCCGUCGCGCGUACCGUGCGUAUGUCCUGAAGAAGAUUGAGUACCACACCGAUGAGACCGAGACGCCAUCCUUCGUUUCCUGGGACUUUGCUCUGCGCAAGAUCGGCCAGACCGAGUUCGGGCUGCCCUUGCAGUCCGCCGCCCCAUCCUCUCCGGCUACGCCGGUUGAUAACACCUUCAAGCGUAUCCACUCCAUCAGCGACAUGUCCUACCUCGAGAGGAAGACACAAGAGGAGCCGACCCGUAAGGGUGUGAUAGUGCCAUGCAAGUACCUCGAGGAUGCCGAUGACCUCCUCUCCAGAGCUCUCGACACCCUCCCGGUGAUGAAUGGCGCCAAGAAGAAGACCCCUGGCCUCAUUCCUGACCUCAGCGGCAAGCGUCGCCCGCCCCCUCCUCCUCGUCUUGACAGCAUCGACGAACUUUCAGCCGUUGUCAACGUUGCCAUCCGCGAUGCUGAGGGCCGCAGCGAUGAUGAGAUCUUGAAGGAGAUCUUGCCCCUGGUCCAUCAGUUCAAGGAUGACCUUUUCGCCCGCCGCGUCCGUCGUCUGACCUUCAUCUGCGGCCGCAACGAUGGCUCGUACCCCGGUUACUACACCUUCCGUGGCCCCGAGUACAUUGAGGAUGACAGUAUUCGCCACAUUGAGCCUUCUCUUGCCUUCCAGCUCGAAUUGGCUCGUCUCUCCAAGUUCAAGAUCAAGCCCGUAUUCACCGAAAACAAGAACAUCCACAUGUACGAGGGUGUUGGGAAGGGUGUUGAGACUGAUAGGCGCUUCUUCACUCGUGCUGUCAUUCGCCCCGGAAGACUUCGGGAUGAGAUUCCUACCGCCGAGUACUUGAUUUCGGAAGCCGACCGCGUGAUCAACGAUAUUUUUGACGCUCUCGAGAUUAUCGGCACACACAACUCGGAUUUGAACCAUAUGUUCAUCAACUUUACUCCCGUCUUCCAGCUUCAGCCUCAGGAAGUUGAGCAGUCGCUUCAGGGCUUCUUGGAUCGCUUCGGUCCCCGCGCUUGGCGUCUUCGUGUUGCCCAGGUCGAGAUCCGCAUUAUUUGCACUGAUCCCUCCACCGGCAUGCCCUACCCUCUGCGUGUGAUCAUUACCAACACCUCUGGCUACGUCAUCCAGGUAGAGAUGUAUGCCGAGCGCAAGUCGGAUAAGGGCGACUGGGUCUUCUACUCUACCGGUGGCACCACCAAGAUCGGAUCCAUGCAUCUGCUCCCCGUCUCGACCCCUUACCCCACCAAGAACUGGCUCCAGCCCAAGCGGUACAAGGCUCACUUGAUGGGCACUCAGUAUGUGUAUGAUUUCCCCGAGCUUUUCCGCCAGGCCAUCCAGAACAGCUGGGCCAAUGCUGUCAAGAAGGUCCCCUCCAUGGCCGAGAAGCAGCCCCCGGUUGGCGAGUGCAUCGAGUUCAACGAGCUUGUCUUGGAUGACCAUGACAACUUGGCCGAGGUUUCUCGCGACCCAGGCACCAACACCUGCGGUAUGGUCGGUUGGCUCAUCAGCGCCCGCACCCCCGAAUACCCCAAGGGCCGCAAGUUUGUUGUCGUCGCCAACGACAUCACCUUCAACAUUGGUUCUUUCGGGCCCAAGGAAGACAACUUCUUCUACAAGUGCACAGAGCUUGCUCGCAAGUUGGGCGUUCCCCGCAUCUACUUGUCGGCCAAUUCGGGUGCUCGCUUGGGUCUGGCCAACGAGCUGAUGCCUCACUUCAGCGUGGCCUGGAACGAGGAGGGCAAGCCCGAGGCUGGCUUCAAGUACCUCUACCUCAACGAUGAGGCCAAGAAGAGGUUCGAGAGCACUGUGCUGACCGAGGAGGUCUCUGAGGGUGGCGAGAAGCGUCACAAGAUCGUCACCAUCAUUGGUGCUGAAGACGGUUUGGGUGUCGAGUGCUUGCGUGGUUCCGGCCUCAUCGCCGGUGCCACUAGCAGAGCCUACCAGGAUAUCUUUACUUGCACGCUCGUCACCUGCCGCUCGGUUGGUAUUGGUGCCUACCUUGUCCGCCUUGGUCAGCGUGCUGUGCAAAUUGAGGGCCAGCCCAUCAUCCUGACUGGUGCCCCCGCCCUCAACAACCUUUUGGGUCGUGAGGUCUACACCUCUAACCUCCAGCUUGGUGGCACUCAGAUCAUGUACCGCAACGGUGUGUCUCACUUGACCGCCAACGACGACUUUGCUGGUGUUUCCAAGAUUGUUGAGUGGAUGUCCUUCGUUCCCGAUAAGCGCAACAACCCUGUGCCCAUCAGCCUUGGCAUCGACACCUGGGAUCGUGACGUUGUCUUCACCCCAGAGCAGAAGAAGCCCUAUGAUGUCAGGUGGAUGAUUGCCGGCAAGCAGGACGAGGAUGGUUUCCAGCCUGGUCUGUUCGACAAGGAUUCCUUCGUGGAGACCCUUGGCGGCUGGGCUCGCACUGUCGUGGUUGGUCGUGCUCGUCUCGGCGGCAUUCCUAUGGGUGUCAUCGGUGUCGAGACCCGCUCUGUCGAGAACAUCACACCCGCCGACCCUGCCAACCCUGACUCGAUCGAGCAAGUCAGCAACGAGGCCGGUGGUGUUUGGUACCCCAACUCUGCCUUUAAGACUGCUCAGGCCAUCAACGACUUCAACUAUGGCGAGCAGCUUCCCCUGAUGAUCCUUGCCAACUGGCGUGGAUUCUCUGGUGGCCAGCGCGACAUGUACAACGAGGUCCUCAAGUACGGCUCGUACAUUGUCGAUGCUCUCGUCAAGUUCGAGCAGCCAGUCUUCAUCUACAUUCCACCAUUCGGUGAGCUUCGUGGCGGUUCGUGGGUCGUCGUCGAUCCCACCAUCAACCCGACCGCCAUGGAGAUGUACGCCGAUGUGGACGCCCGCGGCGGUGUCUUGGAGCCUGAGGGUAUCAUCGGUAUCAAGUACCGCAAGGACAAGCAGCUUGAGACCAUGGCCCGUCUCGAUCCCGUUUACUCGGGCCUUAAGAGGCAGAUCGCCGACACGUCGCUUUCCAAGGAGGAGAUCGAUGAGAUCAAGAAGAAGAUGACGGAGCGCGAGCAGGAGCUUCUGCCUGUAUAUGCUCAGAUCAGCUUGCAGUUUGCCGAUCUUCACGACCGCGCCGGCCGCAUGAAGGCCAAGGGUGUCAUUCGCGAGGUGCUCGAGUGGCGCAACGCCCGCCGCUUCUUUUACUGGCGCGUGCGCAGAAGAUUGAACGAGGAGUACAUCCUCCGCCGCCUUGCCUCGGCGGCUGCGGUUUCGGGCGUUCACAACAAGAAUGCGGCGGCAGCUGCCCAAGCCCGCGCCCGUCACCUCUCCCUCCUCGAAUCCUGGUGCGGUAUUGCCCACUUUGACAAGUCUGAUCGCGAGGUUGCCAUCUGGUACGAGGAAAACCGCAAGGUGGUGCACGAGAAGGUUGAGCACCUCAAGGCCGAGGCUCUGCAGGCCGAGAUGCGCGAGCUCGUCCGCCUUGGUAGCCAGUCUACGGAGGAUGCUGCCAGCAACCCUGCCUGGAAGGGUAUCCGCGAUGUCCUUCACACCAUGCCGGUACAAGAACGGGAGAAGAUGCUCCAGUAUCUCAAGCAGGUGUAA